AUGAAGGUGGCAAUUCUUGGCGCGACCGGAGAGACCGGCACCUCUAUUCUCAACGGUCUUCUCGAAUCAGAAAUCACCGCACUCGUCAGACCCUCCUCUCUCCAGAAACCAGAGGUUCUUGCCUUGGAGAAACGGGGUGUCAAAGUCGCAGCCGCUGACAUCUAUGGUCCCGAAGAGGAGCUCACAAAGCUACUCAGGGGCAUGGAAGUUUUGCAAAGCUGCGGUAUCAAGCGUUUCGUACCCUGCAGCUUUGCCACCAUUGCGCCUCCCAAAGGCAUCCUCCGCCUGAGAGACAUGAAAGAAGAUGUCAUCAACCAUAUCAAGAGGACUUAUGUCCCGUACACCAUCAUUGACGUUGGCUGGUGGUUCCAACUCACCCUGCCUGCCCUCCCCUCCGGCCGCCUCGACUACGCUCUCGUGGGGGCGCCAGAUGCCAUUGCCGGAGACGGAAGCGUGCCGUCUGCCUUGACGGACUUACGGGACGUCGGAAGAUACGUUGCUCGCAUCAUUGCUGACCCCCGCACACUGAACCAAAUGGUCUUCGCGUACAACGAGCUGCUCACGCAAACCCAGGUGUAUGACUUGCUCGAAAGGGUCAGCGGCGAAACCAUCCAGCGCAACUACGUCCCAGUUGAGGACAUCCUGGCCGGGGCAGCUGAAGCAGCGGCCUCAGAUGUUACACCGGAUUCUCCAGCCUUCUACAAGCUGGCCCAGUUCCAAUAUUGGCACACCUGGGGGAUUCGAGGAGACAACACUCCCGAGUAUGCCCGUUACCUGGGAUAUCUUAACGCCAAAGAGCUCUAUCCAGACUUGGAAGGGAAGACUCUGGAAGCCUACUGCCAGGAGUUAUUGAACGGGGAUGGUAAGGGUGUCUAUCAGCAAAUGAAAGUGGCGCUGGCAAAAGAUAGCUCCUCAUCAAUGCUGCCCUCUACAUUUUCAACACGAACCUCAAGUAUCCUCCGUGACCAAGCCUCAACAGUGCGUUGA
Molecule: messenger RNA, 987 nt
Organism: Ilyonectria robusta
Lineage: Eukaryota; Fungi; Ascomycota; Sordariomycetes; Hypocreales; Nectriaceae
Exons: 6
Coding region: 1-987 (328 amino acids)
Source: RefSeq, a predicted model, not a curated record